Messenger RNA from Fraxinus pennsylvanica, 519 nucleotides. The record is from the annotation of a GenBank genome assembly. Lineage: Eukaryota; Viridiplantae; Streptophyta; Magnoliopsida; Lamiales; Oleaceae.
AUGGCUAUUGAAUCAGCGUCAGCAACACCCCAGAAACAUCGCACCAUGUUCCAGUGGGGUGGAACCGUCGCCGCCAUAACUCUGUUAAUUGUUAACGGAACGGGGAGAAGGUCGUCAAAGCACACUUCACUUCUUGUCAUAUAUCUUUUCAUAUGUUUCCCAACAGCGCUCUUCAAGAUUCUCCGUGGGCAAUUUGGACGUUGGGUAGCCUUUCUUGCAGUUGCAGCUAACCUCUUCUUCCCUCGAGAUUUUCACGCGUCUCGGUUUCCAUUAUUUGUCAUCAUACCCGACUGGUUGGCCGUUGAACUGCGUGAUAGUACCACUGUUGGUGGGAAAGCAAUUGGAAAGUCGCAACUCGUCUUCUCACUUUUCUCUUCAACUGCAGCUGCCUCCCUUAAUAGACUCUUCACGAGCAUUUGUGUAGUGGCAGAUUCGGGCAUUAAUCUUGAGUUCUUCAUAUCCUCAAAAAAGCUUCAAUGCCAAGAGCAGCUCUUUCGCACUUGCAAUAAGCCCGGAUGA